Messenger RNA from Puntigrus tetrazona (Sumatra barb), 2549 nucleotides. RefSeq names its product cholecystokinin B receptor a (gene cckbra). Lineage: Eukaryota; Metazoa; Chordata; Actinopteri; Cypriniformes; Cyprinidae. The record is from RefSeq and is a predicted model, not a curated record. Gene Ontology annotation, molecular function: neuropeptide receptor activity; gastrin receptor activity. Gene Ontology annotation, biological process: neuropeptide signaling pathway. Gene Ontology annotation, cellular component: membrane.
GAGCCACAGCGCGCUUUCCGGUGAGCACGGUUUCACGCGCACAGGCAUUCUCUCGCAGACGCGCGCGCAGACGCGGGAGAUGGGUGCGCGGAACAUUUCAGCGCGCGCUAAUAUAUAACCUUCACACGCUUAAAAUAAACUCCAAGUGCAAUAUCGUUAAUAAAUAGUUUUGUAUCGGUUUAAAAAUCUAUAUUACUAGAUUUUUUUUUUUUUUUGGUGGGACAAUGGAUUUACAGAGCACGAAUGAAACUCAGAUCCCGAUUUGGGAAUGUUCAAGAACUCCAGACAAUUCCAGCGUGAACAGCUCCGCGUUGGAAGUUAACGCCACCUGUAGCAAUGCGUCAAUAAUUCAGAAAUUCAAACCCACGCGACCAAGAGAAAUGGACUCGGUGAGGAUUAUUCUUUACUCACUCGUCUUUCUCCUGAGUGUUUUUGGGAACCUGCUGAUCAUUGUGGUCCUAAUGGUAAACAAGAGAAUGCGGACCGUCACCAACUCCUUCCUGCUCUCGCUGGCUGUUAGUGAUCUCAUGAUGGCCAUCUUCUGCAUGCCCUUUAAUCUCAUCCCCAGCCUGCUGGAGGACUUCAUAUGAACAGCGAUGUGCAAGACAGUCGCCUAUUUCAUGGGUAUAUCUGUAAGCAUCUCCACUUUCAGUCUGGUUGCCAUUGCCAUUGAAAGAUACAGUGCCAUUUGCAACCCGUUGAAGUCCAGGGCCUGGCAGACCCGUUCUCAUGCCUAUAAGGUCAUUGCUGCCACAUGGGUGCUAUCUGUGGGAAUCAUGGUGCCCUAUCCUGUGUUCAGUAUACUGGUGCCAUUCAACAAGCCAAACAACAUCACAGCUCACAUGUGCAGGCUCGACUGGCCCAUCAGCCAGGUGGAACAGACUUGGUACGUCUUGUUGCUUUUCAUUCUGUUCUUCAUCCCAGGUGUGGUGAUGAUAAUUGCCUACGGUCUCAUAUCCAGAGAACUUUACAGAGUUCAGUUUGAACUGGAGCAGAAGAAAAACUGUGGUGUAAAGAACGGGUUGAAUGGUGCACUGUCUCCUGGCCAUGAUGAGAGUGAUGGAUGCUAUAUCCAAGUCCCAAAGAAGCCCCCAGCUAUGGAACUUUCUGCUCUGACCACCUCCGGCACCAUCAAGGCAGACCGUCCACGGAGCAACACCUCAGAGGAAAAGCUCAUUGCCAAAAAACGAGUGAUCCGAAUGCUGAUUAUUAUAGUUGCCAUGUUCUUUAUAUGCUGGAUGCCUCUAUACUCUGCUAACACCUGGAAAGCUUUUGACCAAAAGUCGGCCCAGCGCGCACUUUCUGGAGCUCCCAUCUCCUUCAUUCAGCUGCUGUCUUAUACUUCAGCCUGCGUCAACCCUAUCAUCUACUGCUUCAUGAACACUUCCCGGAAGGCUCUCUUUGCCACCUUUGAGUGUUGCAGGCGCCGUGCCACAACCGGAAGAAGAAGAGGGGAAGGUGAUGAUGAGAUCACUGGAGUCACAGGAGCCUCCAUAACAAAGUUCAGUUAUACCACCGUUAGCACGGUAGGACCGUGUUAGCAUUAGCAACGCAGGCCUCUCCAGUUUCAUCCAUGAGCUGUGUGCUUGUGACAUGCACUGAGUUCAGAUCACCAGAUGUGUUCUUCUUUUUCAUGGUGUCAACAUGCUUUGUCCGAUGUGUCAGUGUUCAUUUUUAUUUGGAAAAGAAUACCUCAUUUGUCUGGUCUUUCUGCCCAAAGUUGGUGUGUCAGUGGUAAACUGUCUUUCUAUGGUUGUGUCUUUAUUUAUAGCAUUGUGAUACAAUCAAAAGUUGUGGUGCACGGGACAAGCAAAGAUGUAGCUAUAUUUUUAUUGUGUAAGACUUUUCAGAGGAAUCUUAUCAUGCAUGGGAAGUGUUCAUAGAGAAUACCAUAGAAAUUGUAUCUUUGAUGUUAUAGAACCAAAUAUUGCAUGUUGCAUGAUCAAACACAAGACUACUCUUGUAGCUUUUUGGCUACAAAAUGGUACAUUUUCUUGUCUAUUUUGAGUCUUGUGAUGUAUCAUCAUUUUUUGUUCUCUGUUUUGUUUUAUGACCGUAUCUUUGUCUUAAUGAGCUUUCUUAAAUGGCACAACUGAGUCAUUCUUUUGUGUAUUCUGAUAAUAAGAACAUCAGAUGGUUUUGUAGGAGACGAUGUUUAAUUUGUGCUCCUUCUUUUCUGAUGCACAUCUACUACAAGUUAUCCUACAUGAAGAUGUAUCAGGUGGGCAAGGCAAUUCAGUCGUCAACGGAAUCAACCAACUCUUGGAAGUCUUCACCCCAGUUGAAGUGAUGCCAUGGUCAAUACUGCCAAGCUGCAUGCCAGGUUGGAAUUUUAAUGCCCUGGCAGUGGAGAUAAUGAUUUAAAUGGAAAUAAUAAACUGUAGAGGGAAGUUUGAUGUAAUAGCCUUGGAGGCACUAAUGUUGUUUGUAUGUUCUAACACACAUUCUCACUAAAACACACACAAAAAAAAAAAAAAAAAUCAGUUUAUCUUAAAUUGCAAUUGCUCUAAUCGAUUUCUUCCUUAUUGCUGAAGCAGAUGAGACACCUG